GACUGGGGCAAGCGGUGGCUUGUGGGCUGGUGAGGGGCUGGCUGGUGAUGGGGCUGAGAGGCUGCCGACACCUGCCCCAGUGGGGCCCGGGGCAGGCUCCUCUUCGGGGUUGGGGGCUGAGCCCCCCAUUGCACCCCUCACUCUGCUCUCUGCCCCCAGGAGUGGCUGAGCAGGUUCGGCUACCUGCCCCCGGCAGACCCCGCCACCGGGCGGCUGCAGACCCAGGAGGAGCUGUCCAGGGCCAUCGUGGCCAUGCAGCAGUUUGGGGGCCUGGAGGCCACCGGCGUCCUCGACGAGGCCACCCUGGCGCUGAUGAGAACGCCACGCUGCUCCCUCCCGGACCUCCCCACCGCGGCCCAGGCUCGGAGGAGGCGCCAGGCUCCGGCCCCCACCAAGUGGAACAAGAGGAACCUGUCGUGGAGGGUCCGGACGUUCCCGCGGGACCCGGCCCUGGGCCGCGACACGGUGCGGGCGCUCAUGUACUACGCGCUCAAGGUCUGGAGCGACAUCACGCCGCUGAACUUCCACGAGGUGGCGGGCAGCGCCGCCGACAUCCAGAUCGACUUCUCCCAGGCCGAGCACAACGACGGCUACCCCUUCGACGGCCCUGGCGGCACCGUGGCCCACGCCUUCUUCCCCGGCGACCACCGCGCCGCAGGGGACGUCCACUUUGACGACGACGAGGCUUGGACCUUCCGCUCCUCGGAUGCCCACGGGAUGGACCUGUUUGCGGUUGCCGUCCACGAGUUCGGCCACGCCCUGGGGCUAAGCCACGCGGCCGCGGCGCGCUCCAUCAUGCGACCGUACUACCAGGGCCCGGUGGGCGACCCGCUGCGCUACGGGCUCCCCUACGAGGACAGAGUGCGCAUCUGGCAGCUGUACGGCGUGCGGGAGGCUGUGUCCCCCACGGCGCAGCCGCACACCCCGGAGCCCGAGGAGCCGCCCCUGCUGCCGGAGCCCCCCGACAACCGGUCCAGCAUCCCGCCCCGGAAGGACGUGCCCCACAGGUGCAGCACUCACUUUGACGCGGUGGCCCAGAUCCGCGGGGAGGCUUUCUUCUUCAAAGGCAAGUACUUCUGGCGGCUGAACCGAGACCGGCACCUGGUGUCCCUGCAGCCGGCGCAGAUGCACCGCUUCUGGCGGGGCCUGCCCCUGCACCUGGACAGCGUGGACGCCGUGUACGAGCGCACCAGCGACCACAAGAUCGUCUUCUUCAAAGGAGACAGAUACUGGGUGUUUAAGGACAAUAACGUAGAGGAAGGAUACCCGCGGCCCGUCUCGGACUUCAGCCUCCCACCGGGCGGCGUGGAUGCCGCCUUCUCCUGGGCCCACAAUGACAGGACUUAUUUCUUUAAGGACCAGCUGUACUGGCGCUACGAUGACCACACGCGGCGCAUGGACCCCGGCUACCCAGCCCAGAGCCCCCUGUGGAGGGGCGUCCCCAGCACGCUGGACGACGCCAUGCGCUGGUCCGAUGGUGCCGCCUACUUCUUCCGCGGCCAGGAGUACUGGAAGGUGCUGGACGGUGAGCUGGAGGCGGCGCCCGGGUACCCGCAGUCCACGGCCCGGGACUGGCUGGUCUGUGGAGACCCGCGGGCCGACGGCUCGGAGGCGGCGGGUGUGGAUGGGGCUCGCGCCCUGCCGGGACAGCACGACCAGAGCCGCUCUGAGGACGGCUAUGAGGUCUGCUCCUGCACCUCCCUGGCCUCCCCUCCACCGGGGACCCCAGGACCGCUGGUGGCCGCCAUGCUGCUGCUGCUGCUGCUGAGCGUCCCGUGGACAGUGGCCCAGGCCCUGGCGCUUUGA
This is a messenger RNA of Propithecus coquereli (Coquerel's sifaka), 1806 nucleotides long. It is a transcript of the gene MMP17, whose product is annotated as matrix metallopeptidase 17 (membrane-inserted). Gene Ontology annotation, cellular component: extracellular matrix. Gene Ontology annotation, molecular function: metalloendopeptidase activity; zinc ion binding. The transcript is spliced from 9 exons. Gene Ontology annotation, biological process: collagen catabolic process; proteolysis; extracellular matrix organization. The record is from RefSeq and is a predicted model, not a curated record. Bases 253 to 1806 code for a protein of 517 amino acids. NCBI's taxonomy places the organism in Eukaryota, Metazoa, Chordata, Mammalia, Primates, Indriidae.